AUGCUGAUCUCAUGCGAGGAGGCCGCCCAAACUCUGACUAUCCAGCCCUCGAUUUAUUCUGUUCCGGAGCUGCGAUGGCGCGUCGCCCUCCGUUUCUCAAAAAAAACAGACUACACAAAACUUGUGCGUGUUCUUGCCGAGGCAAAGGAGCAGAUGGCCGCUCGCGAGGAAGAACAGAGUACUCAGAUGAAGAUUCUCCACCGCCGACACUGCCGCCCCAUCGCCGUUGUGGAACCAACCGGGGCUGUGGACUAUGCAAGGGCCCAUGAAGAAUGGAACGAUACUGAUGCAGAGGAGGAGGCAGAGGAGGCAGAGGAAGAGAGGGAGGAAGCAGAGGUGGAGGCGGAGGCGGAGGCGGAGGCGCAGUGA
Messenger RNA from Trametes versicolor FP-101664 SS1, 369 nucleotides. RefSeq lists its product as uncharacterized. The record is from RefSeq and is a predicted model, not a curated record. The coding region runs from base 1 to 369 and encodes 122 amino acids. The transcript is spliced from 2 exons. NCBI's taxonomy places the organism in Eukaryota, Fungi, Basidiomycota, Agaricomycetes, Polyporales, Polyporaceae.